AUUGUAUAAAUUGAAAUCAAGAAAGUUGGUUCCAACUAUGUCUCUUGGUGGCGAAUGCGUUUCAAAGAAGGAUUUCUUUUACAAACUCUCUGAAAGUGGUUGCUAUUUGGAGUCUGAUCAUAUUGAUAUUCUCUUUGGAUAUUUGCGGAAGAAAUGUUCUAUAUUACGGAAUGGCUAUACUGUCCUUGGCAUCGCCUUUGACGCAUUUGUUCAAGCAACAUAUAAAUCUUUGUUGGAGGGCAAGGAAAUAGGGGAUUGGAUGUACCAUGACACUAUGUUUAAUAUAAUUCUAGGAGAGGAAGGAUAUUAUCCAAUCGCUUGGUGUGAUAAGAAGAACGUUAUUUUUGCUAUUCAUUUAAAGGUUGAUGGAAAGGAGCAAGAUCAUUUUAUUCUGGCGAGAAUGGACUUUGACCACCGUUGCUUCUACGUCUACAAUUCCUUAUCCUCUGAUUUCUACAAUUGUAUUGCUAUGUCAGUGGUGCGCGGUUAUGCAACAGUUUUGCCUUUUUUCCUAGACGAGGUUGGAUUUUAUGAACGGAAUGAUAUUGAUUUUAAUUCUGAAGCUUAUGUCGGUAAGGGGCGUACUGAACCUUUUCGUGUUGCUCUUGUUGUGAACAUGCCUCAACAAAGUAAAGGGUAUGUUUCUUAACUGUUUUCAUUUUCAUUAUUUAACAAUUAUGUUUUCUUAUUUUUUUUUAUUUUUUCAUUUUUUAGAGAUUGUGGAGUUUUCAUCACAACUUUUGCUGAAUAUCUUAUCGAAGGACGAGAUAUUAGUGCUGAUUUUGUGAAGAUUGAAAAUAUUGAUAUUUACCGGAGAAGAUAUGCUACAAAUUUAUACAUGUAUGGUUUGUGGAAGAAUUUUAGUGGUUAUGUGUCUGAGUAGUUCAUUUUAGAAUACUCUGGUUGCUAUUGUUUUGU
Molecule: messenger RNA, 918 nt
Organism: Mercurialis annua (annual mercury)
Lineage: Eukaryota; Viridiplantae; Streptophyta; Magnoliopsida; Malpighiales; Euphorbiaceae
Exons: 2
Coding region: 38-649 (203 amino acids)
Source: RefSeq, a predicted model, not a curated record